CAAUCGCGUAAAGAAAACGCACCGCUACGUAAGCGUGGUUGCUGGGUAGAUAAGACAUAAACGGUUUUAUCAGUUUGGGGCUUGGAAAAUAGACACGGUGUCAAACGAAAAUCUUGUGUUCUUGCGCAGCUGUACUACGGAAGAGAUUCCUGUUGGAAAACAUGGCAACUGAUUGCGAGGCCUGGCUGAACGCAAACCCUGUCGAACCCGAGGACCUGAGUGAUUCCUUCGCUUCCGGUGACGAGAACGCAGGAGGAGCCGUGACCAGCUCCAGGAACAUAACCAAUGAGAUAAACGGGAACUGGCUUUCAUCCUCGAGCAACAACAUCCACGAGGCACGUCUUAAGGCCAGAGCCAAGAGGAGGCUAAGGAAGAACUCCUCCAGAGACUCUGGUCGAGGGGACUCCCUCAGCGAUAACAGUGACCCGGCCAGGGGAACAUCAGCGCCCACCAGCCCCAAGAGCAAACUGCUGGACAGAAAGUCACGGCUAGGCAAGGGCAGAGGCCUGCCUAAGAAAGGUGGGGCUGGAGGCAAAGGUGUGUGGGGCCGGUCUGGUGAAGUGUAUGAGCCAGAGGAGGUAGAUGUGAAGGAUCCAAACUAUGAUGAAGCACAGGAAAACUGCGUAUAUGAAACUGUGGUCCCCCCACUGGAUGAGGGAGACUUUGAGAAGACUGUUACCCCCAUUGUGCAGGAGUACUUUGAGCAUGGCGACACAAAUGAAGUAGCGGAGCUGCUAGGGGAUCUGAACCUGGGACCCAUGCGAAGUGGGGUCCCCACCCUGGCUAUUUCAUUGGCCCUGGAGGCUAAAGCCAGCCACAGAGAGCUCACUUCCAGGCUGCUGGCAGACCUUUGUGGGCCUGUCUUGACCCGAUGCGAUGUGGAGAGUUCCUUUGACAAACUGCUCCAAGAGCUCCCAGAUCUGGUGCUGGACACCCCUGGAGCUUCACAGCUCGUAGGUCAAUUUAUUGCUCGGGCAGUUCGAGACCGGAUCCUGUCUGAGAAAUACAUCGAGGGCUUCAAAGGCAGAGUUGACUGUGAACACACAAGGGCGGCGCUGGACAGAGCAGCGGUGCUACUGAAGAUGAGCAUGGGUGGCCUGCGUGUAGACAACUUGUGGGGGACAGGAGGGGGCCAGAGACCUGUCACACAGCUCAUUAAAGAGAUGAACCUACUGCUGAAGGAGUACCUCCUGUCUGGAGACAGCAAGGAGGCAGAGAGGUGCCUGAGAGAGCUGGAAGUUCCUCACUUCCACCAUGAGUUUGUCUAUGAGGCAAUAGUCAUGGUCCUGGAAUCCAAGGGAGAGAAAACAUUUAAAAUGGUUCUGCAGCUACUGAAAUGUGUUUGGAAGUCCUCUAUCAUCACUGUGGACCAAAUAAGAAGGGGCUAUAAGAGAGUUUACAUGGACAUCGCUGAUAUCAACAUUGACGUCCCCGGUGGAUACUUCAUCUUGGAGCAGUUUGUUGAAAAGAGUUUCAGUGCAGGAAUCAUCGAUGAAAAACUAAGGGAGCUUUGUCCUUGUAGGGGCCGAAAGAGAUUUGUGAGUGAGGGCGACGGCGGUCGCUUGAAACUUGAAAGCUACUGAUAAGCUCCCUUUGUGCCAGAUUUUCCACAAUAAAGGGGGGCGUGGGGUACUUUUGUCUCAGUGGUUGAGUAUGAAGCUUUCUUCUCUUAACGUUUGAAGAAUGUAAACUUCUGGAGAAAAAAAAAAGUAAGGGUCAAAACUGGCACUUUCUCUUGAAGAAACUUGUGAGUUUUCUUCACAAUAAGCUAGCGCGGGAAGUGCCACACCUCAGUGUCAGUCAGUCAUUCCAUGUUAGAAACAGUAUUUUCUUGAUUCCACUGCCGGGUUCUUGUUUUUCUUUACCGCCAUUUUCUUUUGUUUUUCUUGAACAGUCUUUGUAUGAAAACGACUGGUUUCUGUAAAGAGCUUUAUGGUGGAGACUAGGUGGAAGAAAAGGCAUGCUGGUUAAAAGAAUUACCUCUCAUAACAUGCUGCUCUUAUAUGCUGGGCUUGACACGUUUUUCUCUCCUUUUUAUCCUUUAAUCACAAAAAGAUAUACUGACGACAAGCAGCGGGGAAAACCAUAAGGGAGAUUUCCAAAAUGGUUUCCAGAGUUUUUAUUUUUUUAUUUGGGGAAAAAUCGGUGUAGGAAAUGUAUCAAGACUUGCUCCAUGUUUGUUCAAUAAAUUGCUAUAAGAUAA
This is a messenger RNA of Lampris incognitus (smalleye Pacific opah), 2203 nucleotides long. It is a transcript of the gene pdcd4b, whose product is annotated as programmed cell death 4b. The transcript is spliced from 12 exons. Gene Ontology annotation, cellular component: cytosol; nucleus. Gene Ontology annotation, biological process: negative regulation of DNA-templated transcription. Bases 162 to 1583 code for a protein of 473 amino acids. The record is from RefSeq and is a predicted model, not a curated record. NCBI's taxonomy places the organism in Eukaryota, Metazoa, Chordata, Actinopteri, Lampriformes, Lampridae.